AUGGGUAACGGAGCCAAGGCUGCGCAAAAGCGCGAGCGUAAUGCGAAGGACAACAAGGUCGCCAAAUCGCAGCUGAAGUCUAACGUCAAGGCUAUGGAUAUCCAGUGCAAUAUUUGCAAAUCGACCUUCCUGAAGACGACCCGUGCGCCUCAGCUCACCGAACACGCCGUGAACAAGCACAGCAAGAGCAUUGCCGAAUGCUUCCCCACCUACGAAGUCCCCGCCGGCGGAAAAUAG
Molecule: messenger RNA, 237 nt
Organism: Annulohypoxylon maeteangense
Lineage: Eukaryota; Fungi; Ascomycota; Sordariomycetes; Xylariales; Hypoxylaceae
Product: DUF1909-domain-containing protein
Exons: 4
Coding region: 1-237 (78 amino acids)
Source: RefSeq, a predicted model, not a curated record